Molecule: messenger RNA, 327 nt
Organism: Cylicostephanus goldi
Lineage: Eukaryota; Metazoa; Nematoda; Chromadorea; Rhabditida; Strongylidae
Source: the annotation of a GenBank genome assembly
UUUCAUCGUGAUAUUAUAAUGUGGCUUCGACAGAUCUAUCCCCUAUCUAGUACUGAGGACGAUGAUAACAACAGUAUACCCGGAAAAGCUUAUCAUUUUUCUGUGAGCGAAUCUACGCGAUACGCUUACUAUGUUGGUCUCGAGAAGUUUCUAGACGGAACAAAACUAAACUCGUUACGAGUAAUCGAUACUUGGAAAGGUACUAUCAUGACAUACUCACUUCCACCACAGUUAUCCUCGAUUUGUAUGCUUUACGAAGCUGGAAAUGGUUUAGCGCUAAUUGGUGUAGGAGACGAUAGUAGCAUAGCGGUGAACGAAAUUUCUUGA